ACUAUACUACUACUAAUACAGUUGACAGGCAGUGUCAGAAUGUCGCACGCCUCCGCCAAUGUCGUGCCCGUACGGCGGGCCGGUUGGACCGGACCGCGGUGGCGAUCGGUGACGUCGUUGUGCACGUUCGACAGUCGGGUGUUUUUUCCUCCUUCCCUCUGCCUUCCUCAAACUUUGCGUGCCGAUGGGAAGCAGAGGAGGAGUCAAGUGCGACACUCUUUUCGCUUUCAGGCACACCGCUGAAUACCUGUACUCCCGACUUACCGAUUCAACAGGAAACUGAAGAAAUAAAUGCCAACACUCGGACAGCGUUCGGACCCACUCGGGAGCUCAGUUUUAAGGUGCGGAUAGUCGUCAAUGCGCCUCGGUUGGCUCUGGUGUGUGAGAACUGCAACAGGUCCGAGCAGGUGUAGCAGCUGACAGAGAACAUGUCCAAUGGAAAAGACGACAAUGCUGCUCACAACAACUCAUCCCCGAUGACCCUCGAAGAAAGCCUGGAUGAGUGUAUGGAGGCCCUGGAUCUCUUCCUAAACAAUCACUUCAAUGAGAGUAUGGAGAGGCUGCGUUCAAAAGUGGAUGAGAGCAUGUACCACGCUCUCAUCUAUGCCACGGUCCUGGAAAUGCAGGCCAUGAUGACUUUCCAGCACGAUGACAUCUGCGACGCCGGAGCGACCAUGAAGAGUGCUCAGGAUCUCUGUCAGAGGUUCCGCCGUAAAUCUCCAAAUUUAGGGAAGUCAACGGGGGAGCCACUCACUGAAGAGCAGCUCCAUGCUGAAGUGUGUUACGCAGAAUGCCAACUCCAAAGAGCCGCUCUCACUUUCCUACAGGAUGAGAACAUGGUGAGUUUUAUCAAAGGUGGGAUCAAAGUACGAAACAGUUACCUGAUUUACAAAGAAUUGCAUUCCUACGUCAAAUCCCAAAGCUGUUUGAAAGGACCCAGCCACACUCACUUAGAGGGCGGCAUUUCUUUUGGAAUCGGAGCGUUUAAUUUGACGCUCUCUUUAUUUCCGCCACGGAUACUAAAACUCUUAGAGUUUGCGGGCUUCUCGGGAGACAAGGAUUACGGUUUGUCCCUGCUUGACGACGGUGCGACAGCGCCGAACCUGCGCUCCAUGCUGUGUGUUCUGCUCCUGCUUUGUUAUUACACCUUUCUCACAUUCAUACUCGGAACAGGUGAGGGACAUGUGGCAGAAGCUGAAAGAUUGCUGAAAAUAUUCCGGCUCCGUUAUCCACGGGGAGCAAUCUUCCUGUUUUUCGCUGGCAGGGCAGAGGAGAUGAAAGGAAACAUCGAUGAGGCGGUGGCUCUAUUUGAAGAUGGCUGCAAGGCCCAGCAAGCGUGGAAGCAGUUCCAUCACAUGUGCUACUGGGAGUUGAUGUGGUGCUUCACGUAUAAGCGAGCAUGGAAAAUGGCCUAUUUCUAUGCAGACCUACUCAGCAAGGAAAGCCGCUGGUCCAAGGCUAUGUACAUCUACAUGAAAGCCGCUUAUCUCAGCAUGCUGCCGAGGGAAGAGGAACGUCCCUUUGGAGAGGAUGAGGUGGAUCUCUUCAGACAAGUGCCUCUCUUCAAGCAGAAGAUAGCAGGCAAGUCUCCCCCCACAGAGAAGUUUGCCAUCCGCAAAGCUCGCCGCUACAAAGCCCACUGCCCCGUGAGGCUCUCGGUGCCAGUGCUGGAGAUGAUGUACAUGUGGAACGGUUUUAGUAUGAUCAAAAACCGACCGGAGCUGACCGAAGGCAUCAUCCAGACUCUCGUGGAGGCAGAGCGCACACUGUUGGAGUCUCCAGAGAACGAGUAUUCCCUGGAUGACCGUUGUGUCGUCCACCUGCUGAAGGGAAUGUGCUUGAAAAACCAGGGGCUCCUCCAGGGCGCCGAGGAAUGCUUUCAUAAAGUUUGUUCGAGUGAGAAGAAGCUCAGGUUCGACCACUACCUCAUUCCCAAUUCCAUGGUGGAGCUCAGUCUCCUCUUCAUUGAACGAGGCCGACGGGACGAGGCCAUCAAGCUGCUCCACAAGGCCAAAAACAACUACAAAGAAUACUCGAUGGAAUCUCGUACGCAGUUCAGGAUCCAUGCCGCUCUGGCCAAACUGAAGGCGGGCUCUGUCGACGAAGACCAAACUCAUCCAUAGGGAGAGAGACAUUUUAUCACCGAAGGCACUCUUCAAGUGCUGUCAUCGAGACACUUUGGUAGAUUUAGCCAAUGCGCAGUUUCAUCAACUGAAUGCUGGACUUAUAUUGGGGUUGUCUUUUUUUGACAUUUGAGAAAAGUAAGACCCCAUUGGUGUCAAACAGUAGAAAAAAGGUUGUAUAGUUUUGAAUAGAACUUCGCUUUUAUAAAAUAUGUGUAUAAAGACGUUCCAUUGUUUGGACCAUGUUUAAUCUGCCUCAAGCGUUGAUUAAAGCCACUCUAAAUGACA
Messenger RNA from Hippocampus comes (tiger tail seahorse), 2411 nucleotides. RefSeq names its product tetratricopeptide repeat protein 39A. Bases 429 to 2123 code for a protein of 564 amino acids. The transcript is spliced from 18 exons. Gene Ontology annotation, molecular function: protein binding. NCBI's taxonomy places the organism in Eukaryota, Metazoa, Chordata, Actinopteri, Syngnathiformes, Syngnathidae. The record is from RefSeq and is a predicted model, not a curated record.